This is a messenger RNA of Calliphora vicina (urban bluebottle blowfly), 1467 nucleotides long. RefSeq names its product obg-like ATPase 1. The coding region runs from base 44 to 1237 and encodes 397 amino acids. The record is from RefSeq and is a predicted model, not a curated record. The transcript is spliced from 4 exons. Lineage: Eukaryota; Metazoa; Arthropoda; Insecta; Diptera; Calliphoridae. Gene Ontology annotation, cellular component: cytoplasm. Gene Ontology annotation, molecular function: ATP binding; GTP binding; ATP hydrolysis activity.
GUUUUUAGAGGUCACAACUAAAUAAACAACAACACAAAACAACAUGCCUCCCAAGAAACAUGAGGAACCUGAACGUAAACCCUUGAUUGGUCGUAUUGGCACCAAUCUUCGCAUUGGUAUUGUUGGUGUACCCAAUGUGGGCAAGUCAACAUUUUUCAAUGUCCUGACCAAGAGUGCUGCACCCGCGGAGAAUUUCCCUUUCUGUACCAUCGAUCCCAAUGAGAGUAGAGUUCCAGUACCCGAUGAAAGAUUUGACUUUUUGGUUAACUACCACAAGCCAGCCAGCAAAGUACCAGCUUUCUUGAACGUAGUCGAUAUUGCUGGUUUGGUUAAGGGAGCUGCCGAAGGCCAAGGUUUGGGCAACGCUUUCCUUUCUCACAUCAACGCUUGUGAUGCCAUAUUCCAUUUGUGUCGUGCUUUCGACGAUCCCGAUGUCACACACGUCGAAGGUGAAGUCGAUCCUGUGCGUGAUUUGGAUAUUAUUUGCGAAGAAUUGCGUUUGAAGGACGAAGAGAAAUUGUUACAGUAUAUUGAUAAGUUGGAGAAGGUUGUGGCCCGUGGUGCUGAUAAAAAACUAAAGCCUGAAUAUGAUUCUUUGUUGAAAAUCAAGGGUAUUUUGGUGGAUGAGAAAAAGCAUUUAAGAUUUGCUGACUGGAAUACUCAUGAUAUUGAAAUCUUAAACAAAUACUUGUUUUUGACCUCUAAACCUUGCAUUUACUUGGUGAAUUUGUCUGACAAAGAUUUCAUACGCAAGAAGAACAAAUGGUUGCCCAAGAUUAAGGAAUGGGUUGAUAAACAUGAUCCCGGUGCCACCAUUAUUCCCUUCUCGGGUGCCUUUGAGCAAACUUUAUCGGAGAAAGACGAUCUGGAACAGAAGGCCUAUGAAGAGGAAACCAAGUGCAAAUCACAAUUAGACAAAAUCAUUGUGACCGGCUACAAAGCUUUGCAAUUGGAAUACUUCUUUACCGCCGGUGCUGAUGAAGUUAAGGCCUGGACCAUCCAGAAGGGUACCAAAGCUCCCCAGGCUGCUGGUCGUAUUCACACCGAUUUCGAAAAGGGUUUCAUUAUGGCUGAAAUCAUGCAUUUCAAGGACUUUAAGGAGGAGGGUUCAGAAGCAGCCUGCAAGGCUGCUGGUAAAUACCGCCAACAGGGUCGUAACCAUGUUGUGGAAGAUGGUGAUAUUAUAUUCUUUAAAUUUAACGCAGGCGCUGGUCUUAAGGAUCCCAAGAAGAAAUGAUAUCGCAUUGCUAUGAUUUUAUUCACCAUGUUUUAUAUUAAUUUGAUUUUUUACACGCAAAGCUUUUUUAGUAGAAAUAUUACAUAAACUCCAAGCACCACACAAAACUCUCAUAUUCUCUCAUCUCUAAGUAUGUGAAAGUUAAUAUUUAAAACAAAAAAACGCUAAAAGAGUUUCAUAAAAUUUGCUAUGAUGUAUUUGUGACCAAUAAAGAAAGAAGGACAAACAAA